UGCUUUGUGACUGAUCCGUCAAUCUUCCAAUGAACACACUCCGUCUGGCGAACCGCGCCGCCGCGAGGUCGGUGCGCCAAAUCAAGCACGGGCAGCUCCUUGGCAGUCGCGCCAUCGCCAACACGGCUGCGCGCAGCCUCGGCGUGCACGUGCCAGCGGUGCUGCGCUCGCAGGCCUCCCUUCUCAGCACAGCGAGGUCGGUCGAGCACUCUGACCAGGAGUGGACUGCGAGCGCGGCGAGCCCGCCGUUUGACCCGUCCGACGAGGCCACGGUCCAAGCGUGGACAGAGCGCUUCCUCGACGCCGUGCGUGACGUGCCGGCGGCGACGGACCCGGCUCGGAGCGCGGCGGUGCUGAGGGAGCUCGUCAAGUCGAACCUGCUCUCCUUCACGGACAUGCGCGACGCGCCCGAGAAGUUCUUCCUCGCGCACCGCCUCCUCGCCACCGUCGGCCUAGGCGGCUUUGGUGUCCGCUUCACCGUCCAGUUCAACCUGUUCGCAGGCUCGAUAGUCGGGCUGGGCGGGCCGGAGCAGGUGGCGAGCCUGCGCGACAUCCAGGCGGCGGGCCAGCUGGGCUGCUUCCUGCUGACAGAGGCGCAGGCGGGCGUGCUGUCUGGACUGAUCGUCGAGACUACCUGCGAGUGGGACGCGGGCUCGCAAGAGUUCGUCCUGCACACGCCGAGCGACAAGGCGGCCAAGAACUGGAUAUCGCAGGGGUACACGGCCGAGCGCGGCGUCGUCAUCGCAGACUUGGUCAUCGGCGGAGAGAGCCACGGGCCGCACGCCUUCCUCCUCUCGAUGCGCGACGCGGAGGGGCAGCUGCUGCCCGGCAUCACCGUCGAGGACAUGGGCACAAAGACGGUGGCGAACGACCUCGACAACGCGCGCGUCUGCUUCGACAAGGUCCGGCUGCCAAAGGACGCGAUGCUAAACAAGUUCGCGGACGUGCGAAACGACGCGUACGUGCAGACCACCGACGAGCGGAUGCGGAUCGAGGUGAUCGGCCAGCGCCUCCUCACGGGACGGCUCGCGAUCGCAGAGGCGGCCCUGGCGAGCUGCCGCGUGCUUCACCUCCGCACCGAGCAGUACGCGCGCGGCAAGGUCUGCAACGGGCUUGCGGGCGAGGUGCGCCUGUCCGAGAUGCCGCAGCUGAAGGCGGUCUUCCGCGAGUCCGAGGCGGCGCUCGAGCAGAUGGCAGCCUUCACUGCUGGCGUCGAGCAGCGGCUGAACAGCUGCCUGCGCGCAGGCACCAUCCCGGACGCGGAUCUCGUCGAUGCGAUCGCGGUGGCCAAGAUCCGUUGCAUCGACGUCGCGCUCGAGCGCGCGCACGCGCUGCGCAAGGAGGUCGGCAGCUACGCACUGAUGCACGCGACGGGGUUCGAGCUGGUCGACAUGCUGCUCUGCUGCAAGUUCGCCGAGGGGGACAGCCGCAUCCUGCAGCAGAAGCUCACCCGCGACCGGCUCAAGGCGCUGCAAAAGGGCGGCGCGGCAGCCGCCCUCUCUGGCUUGCUCGGCGAGCACCGCGCCGAGGUGUUCGCCGCGGCGAAUCUGGCUCGGAAGCUGCAGCCGGCGGGGAGGGACGUCGCCAAGCUCGCCGCCGCCAUGGACGAGCACUGGCGCGAGAUCUACGACCUCGCCGAGAUGAUUGCAGAGCGGCACAUCCGCACUGGACCGCGCGCCGCGUUUGUCGAGGGCCCUUCUGUGGAGCGGCUGACACCGGCGGCGACCGGCUUCGACGCGGACUGGAAGGGCAAGCUCGGCGCGCCCGUGGCGUGAGACGGGGGCGGCAGCUGAUGAUCACUGGUGAGAUAUAUGUGCUGAGAUAUAUAAGAUUGUGUGCGCGACGGCGGCGCACGGCCGAGUCUUUUUCUUUUCGAGCUGCGAGCUGUGUGUUCC
Emiliania huxleyi CCMP1516 is the source of this 1895-nucleotide messenger RNA. RefSeq lists its product as hypothetical. Gene Ontology annotation, cellular component: peroxisome. Gene Ontology annotation, biological process: lipid homeostasis; fatty acid beta-oxidation using acyl-CoA oxidase. Gene Ontology annotation, molecular function: fatty acid binding; FAD binding; acyl-CoA oxidase activity. The record is from RefSeq and is a predicted model, not a curated record. The transcript is spliced from 10 exons. Lineage: Eukaryota; Haptophyta; Isochrysidales; Noelaerhabdaceae. Bases 30 to 1775 code for a protein of 581 amino acids.